Molecule: messenger RNA, 2339 nt
Organism: Schistocerca gregaria
Lineage: Eukaryota; Metazoa; Arthropoda; Insecta; Orthoptera; Acrididae
Product: leucine-rich repeat protein SHOC-2-like
Exons: 6
Coding region: 159-1145 (328 amino acids)
Molecular function (GO): protein binding
Source: RefSeq, a predicted model, not a curated record
CCGACUACCUUGUGGGAAAUAUGCCAAGACGACGACAGAUUCAGGUGUUAUGUGCUGUGGGUCACAAUGAUUGAUCAAAGAAAGAGCUGAUAGCGACAUUGGUUACGGAUACAAGUUGAAAGAGGUGCCGAUUUCGUCUUGCGGAAAAAAGGUAUUAAAUGGCGACAUUACUUGAAUUUAUUCGAGAACAAUGUGUUCUUGCAGUUUUAGAAAAUGCACAGUCAAAAGAACGUCCAUGGAUCAAACUGAACAGUUUUGAGCUUACAAGACUACCAGAGAGGCUUUUUGGUAUAAAAAAUAUAGUGGGGCUAUUCCUUAACGAUAAUAAAUUAAAUACAUUACCAACAGAACUACUUCAGCUUCAAACUUUGGAAUAUUUAGCAGUGGACAACAACAACUUAUCAAACUUGCCAUCACCCCUAAAUAAUCUGACAAAUAUUGUUUUUCUCAACCUAAGCUAUAAUCCCAUGAAGCAUCUUACAGCAGAGAUAGGGAAUCUGAAGAACCUUGAAGUCUUGUGGAUUAACCACAUGGGUCUGGUAGCUUUGCCACCAGAAAUAAGAAAUCUUCAAAUGCUGAACACUCUUGGAAUAAGAGGGAAUCUUCUGAUGCGGCUACCAGAAGAGAUUGGCUACUUAGGUUCACUUAGGUGGCUCACUGUUGAAAAUAAUCAAGUAUCUGAAGUUCCAGAAAGUUUUAGCCAGCUGGAAAAUCUCAUUCAUUUCAAUAUAAGUAAAAACAACAUCCACAAAAUUCCUACAGUGAUAGCAGAGAUGAAGUUGCUGCAGUACUGCUACUUGAGAGAUAAUUUUAUUGAAGAAAUUACUGUAGAAUUCCUGAAAAAUGUGAAACAUAUCAAAAAGCUCGAUAUGACAGGAAAUCCUCUUUCUUCACUUCCUUCAGAAAUAGAGAAAUUCCCAAAUCUAUGGGUUACUAAAACUGAUAUUAUGAAUUCAGAAGACUUAAACCAAACUUCAGAAAGUGAAUCAGAAGACUGGGAGAACUCUGUUGCAUCUAGUGAAAUUGAUAGUACAGAUGCCAGUCAUAAUGAUGAAGAGAGUGAUGAUGAAGACCAAUAUGAACCAGCUGCUUUUAUAACCGAGACGUUACCUGGGUUGUGCAAAUUUCUUGGCUCAGGAAUCUAAGGGAAUGAUGCAUCGACACAUCCUAAAGAGCAGAAAGAUAAAUGCUUUUAAAGCAUUAGGUACCAUGUAAACAUAAGGAAGGACUGCACCGCAAGUAAGUAGAGUUGUAAGUUUAUGAUACGUAUGAACGUGAUACUGUAAAUGUAUGUGAAGAAGAAAACAGUGGCAGUACAUUGCAUAUCACAAUGCUGAACUACAAAAUAAUCAAGCACCGAAACCUAACUGGAGCGAAUGUCAACUACCAUGAAAGUUUCAAACACCUGAAUUACACCGAAACUUUUAUGCAUGUUUUGUUGCCUAUGUAAACAUUGUUUUACACUCAUUAUAUGUAACAUAUCGUAUUGACGAUACAACUGUGUAAACCUCAUCACAUGAAAUAGUUAUCCUUUAUACAAUGAAGAUAACAAGUAAAUACUGUGCUGCACUUUUAAACAUUGAAUAAGUAUUUGCUACAACUGGUAUCAUCAGAUUUGAGUUGUGUUUAUAAACAACAAACUAUUUUGUUCUUGGAAUUACAGUUAAGUCUAUUAACAAGACAUAACUGAGCACAUAAAUACCUUUCUAUGGAAUUUCCACAACCCUGUAGGGAGUAGAUCCUUUCUGGAGAAUGCUAGAGAGGUGAGGCCAUGCGUAGUUAUCUGAGCAGUGAGUAGUAUCUAUUGUAGCAACUACUGUUUGCUUCUUUGAUUAUUUUGAACUGAUACAUAUUCUCCAACAAGGAGUGAUAGUAAAUUGUAAUGAAAAGUAUGUCAAAUAAUGCUAUAAAUGAAAACAGAAUCUAUUUUUGUAUGAAAGUUACGUGAAGCAUGUAUAACCAAACGAGAGUAAAAUGUGUACUCAUGUAAUUGAAAUUGAAUAAUGUAACACAAAUGAAAUCUAACAAAAUGUACUAAAACAAAAUGACAAGUAAUCACCCUAUAUAUAAAAAGGGAAGAGAAUAUGUUACAGACUAUAAUGUAUAUGAUGACAAUAAUGGCAUGUCAGCAAAUGAAUGGGAUAAGUGUGUUUUGUAAAUGUAUUUGUAUUUUAUUAUGUUAUUUGUACAGUAUGUGGAAAGGACACUACAGAAACUUUAUGUAAUGUGACUCUAUGAAAGACACUCAAAAACAAAGCACAAAAACAUACAAAACUUGGCUUCAAAGUGUUAAGCGUAUGUGUGUUAAAAGAAUACAUGAGUGCACGUGUGGUAAACUA